AUGUUAGGCCUUAGAGCGCUAGGGCGGUCUAUGAUGUCGAUGAGGCCCAGCACGGCUUCGAUUCCAGCUGUAGGUGCCCUCAGUAGCAUGCAAACGUUUUUUGGGCCUGUUAUAUUCAAGCGUGACAAACAUGAGUACGCUCCUCGAUUCAAGCAAAUCAGAAAGGCGUUCAAAGGAAGGGUUUCUGUCAACACUGGAGGCUCUAUCAAGGGCAACAGUCUUGAGUUCGGCAAAUACGGCUUGAGACUAAAGUCUAAUGGAAUACGAAUGAAGGCCAUCCAGCUUCAGGAAGCAGACAAGGUCAUUCGUCGUGAGAUUCGACCAUCGAAUGGAAAACUCAUUACUCGGUUUGUGUGUAACACUCCGGUGUGUGUCAAGGGUAAUCAGACAAGAAUGGGUAAGGGUAAGGGAGCAUUUGAUCACUGGGCUUGUAGAGUGACAACUGGUAAAGUAUUGUUCGAGAUAGACGGCAAUGUCCACGAAGUCGUUGCCAAAGAAGCUUUGCGUAAAGCAGCCGAUAAACUUCCUGGGCUCUUUGAGAUCAUUAACAAGGAUUCUCCCGUGCGAGUCAGUGUUACCCACUGUAUAGAGAAGCCUGAAAAGGUGGAUUAUGUGGAGAAACUCAACCAGAAUCCUACGAAAAAAUGGGCCAAUUUGCAAAAGUCCAAAGAUCCACUCUACCGCAUGUACCGUGGACGCUAA
This is a messenger RNA of Meyerozyma guilliermondii ATCC 6260, 702 nucleotides long. Its product is annotated as mitochondrial 54S ribosomal protein uL16m. The transcript has a single exon. The record is from RefSeq and is a predicted model, not a curated record. NCBI's taxonomy places the organism in Eukaryota, Fungi, Ascomycota, Pichiomycetes, Serinales, Debaryomycetaceae. Bases 1 to 702 code for a protein of 233 amino acids. Gene Ontology annotation, biological process: mitochondrial translation. Gene Ontology annotation, cellular component: ribosome; mitochondrial large ribosomal subunit. Gene Ontology annotation, molecular function: rRNA binding; structural constituent of ribosome.